UAAUAAAAAUCACAAAAUUUCAAUUUUCUUUCCCUCCGAUGGCCGAACAUCAGACGUACCAGCCGUCCCACCAGCAGCCGGGCACUCAGCCCCGCUACCAGGUUGUGAAGGCCGCCACCGCAGCCACCGCUGGUGGCUCCAUGCUCAUCCUCUCCGGCCUCAUCGUCGCCGGAACCGUCAUCGCUCUGACUAUUGCGACGCCGCUGCUCGUCAUUUUCAGCCCGGUUCUCGUCCCGGCGGUGAUCACGGUGUCGCUUCUCAUAAUGGGCUUCUUGGCCUCCGGUGGGUUCGGGGUGGCUGGCAUUACCGUCUUUUCAUGGGUUUACAGGUAUGUGACAGGGAAGCACCCACCAGGAGCAGACCAACUAGACCAAGCCCGACACAAGCUGGCAAGUAAAGCUCGAGAGAUGAAGGACCGAGCGGAGCAAUUCGGACAGCAACACACCACUGGGUCUCAAACUUCCUAAGCCAGCCAGCCAGCCAGCCAGCCAUCCUCGUACCAACACCAAAUUUAAUGUCUUCCUCUUUGUCGGUCGUUGUGCGUUGCCUUUUCGAGUCUCUUCUUUGUUAAUGUCGCUAUAAAAAGCUUCCAGCUUUCUCAGCUCUUGUAAUGGAUUAUCUAUUUUCUUCC
Molecule: messenger RNA, 631 nt
Organism: Cucurbita maxima (winter squash)
Lineage: Eukaryota; Viridiplantae; Streptophyta; Magnoliopsida; Cucurbitales; Cucurbitaceae
Product: oleosin 1-like
Exons: 2
Coding region: 39-467 (142 amino acids)
Biological process (GO): sexual reproduction; lipid storage
Cellular component (GO): extracellular region; monolayer-surrounded lipid storage body; membrane
Source: RefSeq, a predicted model, not a curated record